Molecule: messenger RNA, 2743 nt
Organism: Vitrella brassicaformis
Lineage: Eukaryota; Vitrellaceae
Source: the annotation of a GenBank genome assembly
GCACUGGGACAACUUCCGAAGAAGACGUUUAUCUCUCUCGCAAGGCGGCCCCAUUGCAGAGCGCAGAUAGCAACAAGACAGAAUGGCGACCGUCGUUGCGCAGGCCGGCGGGACUCGGCGGAAGAAGAAGACAGAGGUGGUGGAGCCGCAGGUCAUCGACGAGGACCUUCUCAGACAGGGCGUCCUCGAGCCUCUCCUGCUCACCAGAGAGCUCACCGAGCCAAUCGACUUCCCGUUCGUGACCUCACUCGCACUCUCCUUCCAUAGUACGUACGCAUAUAUGCGUUGCGGGUCGGAGAGGGGAAGGCAUGCGCAUGCGUUGGGUGAUUGUGUCGUGUGUCGUUCACCGCACCCAGACAUAUUGCACAUUGACAACCUGCAGACGUUCACGCGUCUGAAGCUGCUGCGGCUGGACAACAACAUCAUCGAGGAGAUCAAGAACCUCGACCACCUUGUCAACCUUACAUGGCUCGGUCAGUCAGACCUCAGCCCCCUCUACCAUUCCAUCUCAAACUGUCUGUGUGCAUGCAGAUUUGUCGUUCAACAACAUCGCCAAGAUCCAGGGGCUCGACAACUUGUGCAACCUGACUGACCUCUCUCUAUACUCGAACCGCAUCACCAAGGUGGAGGGCCUCUCGAGCUGCCGAAAGCUCAACGUCCUCUCGCUCGGCCGCAACCACAUCACCGAACUCAAACAGGCGAGCGACAACGGAACCUCUUGAAGAAGCGGGUUGAAUCGCCUCUUUGUUGUGUGGUGUGUUCAGGUUGAUUCGCUUCGUUCGUUCAGCGGCCUUCGGUGUCUGUGUCUGGAGGGCAACCCCAUCUGCAAGGAGGAGCACUACCAAUCCCACGUGCUGGCCUUCCUCAGCCACCUCAAGUACCUCGACUACAUGCUAGUCGACAAGAAAAAGGUACCACACAGACACACAUUGGCCAGCAUCUUCAUGACUGCAUCGAUUGCCUUCUCCCCCCCCCUCCCUCUCUCUCUCUCUCUCUCUCUCUCCCCGUGUGUGUGUGUGUGUGUGUGUCACAGAUUGCGGCAGCACUGGAGACGAGCCAGGAUGAUGAGCUCCGUGAGUUACGCGAGAAGGAGGCCGCCCAGCUGGCCGCCAAGGAAGCUGACACGGAGAAACAGAAGAUCCUCGCUGAGCUGCGGGUGUGUAUACCCAGGGAGGCACAUACCACCAACACACACAAGGGCCGAACCGAGACGUAUGUGUGUUGGCGGUUUGUGUGCAGGAGAGCUUUGUGGACGGCACCGAGGGGUUGUUUGAGGACAUGUUUGACAAGUCUGUCGAGCCGGAGGCGAUGCAGAUCCUGAGGGACUACCUCGAGCUCAAGACCAACUUCAAGGAAAAACUCCAGGAACUCGUCAAAAUACUACGAGACGUACAGAAAGAGACACGUACAGAGAGAGAGGGAGAGAGACGUCACACAUGCAGCCAACUUGCGUUUGUUUCAAUUCCCUGUCCACCUCUGCCUGUCACCAGAGUCUGAUCGAGAAGAACGAGCUCCGCCUUCAAAAAGUCAGAAAGUGAGCUGCUGGCCUCAACACCACAAUCACCCUCACCACAUCCACCAUCCACCAUCCAUCCAUGCAUCCAUGCAUCUGUCCAUCAGAUUUGAGGCAGCGGUCAAGAAGGCCGAGGAGGACAGCGAGCAGGACGCCAAGCAGCUCCUCAAGGGCUUCCAGACACUCAAGAAGAAAGUGCUGCGGGAGGUCAACGACGAACCCAUCUCGGCAGAGGAGUCUGUCAACCACCUCCUCGACGACCUGGACGACCUCCACCAGCACCUCAUGACCAAUGAGACCAUGCUUCAGGAGACCCUGGAGGUAUGUGAGACUGUCCGGUUGUCGGUGGUUUGGGCAUAGGGGUGGUGUGUGUGCAGGAGGCCUUGGAUGAGUUUGAGGUGGUCAUCCGGGAGUACUGCAAGUACCUCAGCGAGAAGGGCUCCGACUUCUUCAGACAGCUCGAGGAACUCGAGAAGAAAUUCGCCACAAGUGAGUGGAGUGACACGCAGGCAGAGACACGACGCAGACCUCAAUGUUUGUUUGUCUGCGCGUGUGGCAGGUAUCACUGAGGGCGUCUCAUCUGAGCUGGAGCUCUACCAGGCAAACCCCGACGACGCAGACCCCAGAAAGUAAGCAAGCCAAAACAGAGAGAGAGAUACACACACACCCCAACCACCGAUCGACCUGUCUGCAGGGCUCGUUUCCUUUCGUCUCGCGAGGAGCUGAUGGCGUCGGUGACGGCCUUCAACGAGCACCACAUCCAGCUGAUUCAGUUCCGCGACGAGGACAUGCAGAAGCAGAUAACGGCGUGGAUGGAGGGGCUGUUCGAGCAGCACCGGCAGCGGCAGUACAGCCGGAACAGGGUGCGGCUGCAGGAGGUGCAGCAGGUGGUGGAAGAGUACAAAGAGGAGAUCACCGACGUGCUGAGGCAGUUUGAGUCCGAUGAGGAGGACGAUGAUUGACUGGACAUAUUGGGCUGCGGGUUGGUGGGCUGCUGGGGACGGGGCAGGGGCUUGCUGAUCGGCGUGUUGUGUUCCUUUCUCUCUGGUGGAUGGAUAUUUGUGACUGCUGGUCAAUGCUGCUAUUUGUAUGCGUGUGUUCCAUUCAUCCAUCCACUUAUCCAUGCGUCCAUGCCGCAAGCGCACAGUCUUUCCAUCGCGUGGCGUGACUGACAGAGACAUGCUUUCCUGUAUCUGUCUCUCUGAGCCCUUCAAUACAUAAUACUUUUCA